CCAGUUUCCGCGCGCCUCUCUGGCAGCUGGUCACAUGGUGAGGGUGGGGGUGAGGGGGCCUCUCUAGCUCGCGGCCUGUGUCUAUGGUCUGGUCCGUAGCGUCCAGCUGCGCGGGACCGAUCCCCGGUGUAUGGCGCCUCAGGAACCGGCUCCCGGGCCCAGAUAAAGGGCCACCUCCCCAGCUCUCGGCCGGGCGUAAGGACAUCACGUGGCUGGAGGGCUUGGUGGUAGAGCCUUUUGUGUUACCUGAGGCGCGGGCUCUGGAAGUGUGAAGGGGACGGGCUGCUGAGUCGCGGGCAGGAAUUCCUUUGUUACUGAUGGGACAUCCCCCUACUAGCUGUGAAAGAGAGUUUGGUAUUUGAAGCCUCUGUGAUUGUAGGAGAUCCCCUGCUCCGAGUAUGGCAACCUCUCGGUAUGAACCAGUGGCUGAAAUCGGUGUCGGCGCCUAUGGGACGGUGUACAAAGCCCGGGAUCCCCACAGUGGCCACUUUGUGGCCCUCAAGAGUGUGAGAGUUCCUAACGGAGGAGGAGCUGGAGGGGGCCUUCCCAUCAGCACAGUUCGUGAGGUGGCCUUACUGAGGAGGUUGGAGGCCUUUGAACAUCCCAAUGUUGUAAGGCUAAUGGAUGUCUGUGCUACUUCCCGAACUGACCGAGACAUCAAGGUUACCCUAGUGUUUGAGCACAUAGACCAGGACCUAAGGACAUACCUGGACAAAGCCCCACCACCAGGCUUGCCAGUUGAGACCAUCAAGGAUCUGAUGCGGCAGUUUCUAAGCGGCCUAGAUUUUCUGCAUGCAAAUUGCAUUGUUCAUCGAGACCUGAAACCGGAGAACAUCCUGGUGACAAGCAAUGGGACCGUCAAGCUGGCUGACUUUGGCUUAGCCCGAAUCUACAGCUACCAGAUGGCCCUCACCCCUGUGGUUGUCACGCUCUGGUACCGCGCCCCUGAAGUCCUCCUGCAGUCCACCUACGCCACACCUGUGGACAUGUGGAGCGUUGGCUGUAUCUUCGCGGAGAUGUUCCGUCGAAAGCCUCUCUUCUGUGGAAACUCGGAAGCCGACCAGUUGGGCAAAAUUUUUGAUCUCAUCGGAUUGCCUCCAGAAGACGACUGGCCUCGAGAGGUCUCUCUGCCCCGAGGAGCCUUUUCCCCGAGAGGGCCUCGGCCAGUGCAGUCGGUGGUGCCGGAGAUGGAGGAAUCCGGAGCACAGCUGCUGCUGGAGAUGCUGACUUUUAACCCACAUAAGCGGAUCUCGGCCUUCCGUGCCCUGCAGCACUCUUACCUGCACAAGGAAGAAAGUGACCCAGAGUGAGAAGAGUGGCUGGGCUGCCUUUCGUCUCUGGACACCGAGCACGAGACUCUCAACCUCUGCCUUCCUCUAGGGCUGUGGAGACUCCUCCAGUUUUUUACAGAGAAUAUUUUAAGCCUUAAAUGACAUUCCCUUCCCCACUUCUCCUUAGGAGGCUUACCCUCUUGCCCCCCCCCAUUCUCUACACUAAGGGGUGGGUGUAUCUGUCUUCUCCCCUCCCUGAUUUAUAUUGGGAUCUUUUUUAUACAGCAAAACGAGACAAAGAAAUAUGGUCUUUUUUUUCUUUAA
Microtus oregoni (creeping vole) is the source of this 1595-nucleotide messenger RNA. RefSeq names its product cyclin dependent kinase 4 (gene Cdk4). NCBI's taxonomy places the organism in Eukaryota, Metazoa, Chordata, Mammalia, Rodentia, Cricetidae. The record is from RefSeq and is a predicted model, not a curated record. Gene Ontology annotation, cellular component: cytoplasm; nucleus; cyclin-dependent protein kinase holoenzyme complex. Gene Ontology annotation, molecular function: cyclin-dependent protein serine/threonine kinase activity; ATP binding; cyclin binding. The coding region runs from base 399 to 1310 and encodes 303 amino acids. The transcript is spliced from 8 exons. Gene Ontology annotation, biological process: regulation of G2/M transition of mitotic cell cycle; regulation of gene expression; protein phosphorylation.